UUCAGAAGUGGUUCAUAACCUAAAUGUUAAUCAGUAAUCUUUUCGUCGGCAUUUGUCUUGAUACUUUUCUGCAUUUGGAGAUAUGAAUGUGCGAGGAUACGAUAAACAACAUGGCUUCCAAAUGGGUUGAAACUUUGAGGGAAGCAGAGAAAACGAGUAUAAUUCAAGACGGUCGAAGAAAAAUUCACUUUACACUGAAAGAUGGCACAGAGCUUGCAGAGGAAUAUGACACUAGGAACAAUGAACUUGUUGUCAGGAAAUGGAGAAAGAAAUCCACAUUAGGGAGUCAAGGAAAGUGGGACUUUGAAGUUGGAGAGCAGCUGGCACCUAGAAACCUUGAUGCUGAAGGUCUUAUGGAGAGCACAAGCAAUCCCAUAUUUGUGAGAACAGAUACCAAAAAGGCAUUUCAGUGGAGAAUACGAAAUCUCCCUUAUCCCAUAGAGACAUAUGAUGUUAGGGUGGAUGCUGAAAAUAGAUGUGUCAUCAUCAGGACUACAAAUAAAAAAUACUAUAAAAAAUUUACCAUCCCAGAUAUGGACAGGGCAGCUCUUCCAUUAAGCCAGAGCAGUCUAAGUGUGGCAUAUGCCAACAAUACUCUAAUACUUAAUUAUGAAAAACCCAAAGAAAUUCUUGCACAGGAAAAAAUAUUACAAGAAGAAUUCAAAAAGAUGAAAGCAGCAAAAGAUGGGGAUGUGGAAUGCAAUCCAAGUUGAUGACAAUUUCAAAGUUGCGAUUUUUGAUAAAUUGAAAUUCAACUUUGCUUUCAUUAUACAGCAUAUAUGUGUAAAAUGUAUUUUCAUAAAAAUAUCAUUUGUUAGCUUUUUUUAUGCCAGUUUUAUUGAAUGACAAUUUGUUAAGGAUUAUUUCCUUUUAUAUGACCACUGCACUGAAAUGGAUUGGUUGGAGCAAGGCUUAUUGAAUGUUAUCUACCAUCAUGCACUCUUGAUGUUUCAUUAAAAUAAUUAAACCAACUGUGAAGAGUAAUGCCAAUCAAUCUUUUAGUCAAAUCAUUAUUUUUGUGAGUAUUCAUGCAUUUCUUUAUUUUUGGCUACGGGUCAUUCCUUAUGAGCAAAAUAAUUACUUAUCUUUUAAAAUCUCAUCUUUGUGUUACAUCUUAGAAUGAGAAUGCAAGUAGUGCAACCACAUUGCCUUGGGGUGGCACAGGCAGAAUCUAAUAGUUUUUGAGGUGUGACAGGAUGAAUGAGAACAUUAUUUCUCCGGGGUUACAGGUGGAGAAAAUCCAUUACUUCUUGGUAAGUGUAUUAUUCCUUAAAGGGAUAAUAACUCUUCGUAUGAUAUCUAUAUUUCACAAUAAAAACAUUGUAAA
Molecule: messenger RNA, 1327 nt
Organism: Lingula anatina
Lineage: Eukaryota; Metazoa; Brachiopoda; Lingulata; Lingulida; Lingulidae
Product: protein DPCD
Source: RefSeq, a predicted model, not a curated record